Molecule: messenger RNA, 1182 nt
Organism: Aspergillus fijiensis CBS 313.89
Lineage: Eukaryota; Fungi; Ascomycota; Eurotiomycetes; Eurotiales; Aspergillaceae
Product: class I SAM-dependent methyltransferase
Exons: 1
Coding region: 213-1079 (288 amino acids)
Source: RefSeq, a predicted model, not a curated record
CUGAGAUCUCAGCGGGCAAAGACGAGGAAAUUGCAAGGAUGAUUUCUUCAGCUGCACCCAACGUCAUCUUGAGGGGAAAUAUAUCCGACCAGCUUGCCACCCUCCCCAGCAUUCGACACAUAGCGAUAUAAGACUCGAUCAGCCCCAAUCACCGAAGAACAAGAGCUGACUCGACACUCAUCUCCUCCUUUGCCUCUCAUCCUCCCAGCAAGAUGGCUUCCACAACCUCCAUGGACUUCCACCUCGCCGACGGCCGAGCCUACUCCCUCGGCCGCAGCAACGCAGCCGCCUCUCGUCUGAACUACCAAUUUUACCUGUGGAAAGAAUCCUUCGGCUUCAAUCUCCACCCCACCAUCGCCGCGUCGCUUCCCGCCCCCAACCCAUGCAUCGCGGACAUAGCCUCCGGAACAGCCAUCUGGCUCCUCGAUCUCGCCCCGGAGCUCCCCAACGCCACCUUCGAAGGCCUCGACAUGAGCAUGGCAGUGGCCCCGCCGCCCGAAUGGCUCCCUAACAACAUCACCCUCCGUCAAUGGAACCUGAACGAUAAUAUCCCCGCCGACCUCGUCGAGAAGUUCGACGUGAUCCACCUCCGCUUGCUGGUUCUGGUGGUCGAAAACAGCGAUCCAACCCCAAUCAUCCGCAAGGUGUCCCGCAUGCUCAAGCCGGGCGGCUGGAUCCAGUGGGACGACUACAACUAUCAAGGCACACACGUGGUCAAGGUCAACCCAGCCCAAAAGACACCGGCUCUGGAGCAGCUCUGCGCAUUUUUAUUCUCAGGCGGCCGGCAGGACUGGGUGGUGGAGCUUCCCCGCAUUUUUGAGAAGGAAGGGUUUGAGAAGGCCCAGAUAUUUCACUAUCGGCCACGACGAGAGAUGGCGAGGGCCAAUGGGGAGUUGCAUCUCUCCACGAUCGAGGAGUUUGCGGCAAGGUUGCUCGAGGAUGGGAAAGUGGAGGCAGGGAAUGAGCUGAUGGGGCUGGUGCGGCAAGGGCUCGUGGAGGCCGGGGCCGGGGCGGCCAUGUCGACGCCUAGAGCUGUUAGCAUUGGACGGAAGAAGGGUCCGAACGGGGUGAAGUUGUAGACUACCUUAAUGUUGCAGCGGUUGAGGAAUGUAGUGGCGUGCAGUGUUUGGGCAUAGUGGGCAGAAGACACUUUCAACCGAAUCGUAGUUCCAGGUAAUAAAU